AUGGGCAUGACCGUGUCCCAUCAGUCCGGCAACACCAGCCACACCGGACGUCUCAUUAUGGCCGGCGCCGCCAAGUUUGGCCACCUCUUAACCACCUUCUGCUUGGGAUCCUUCUUCGCAGGCUUCAGCAAAGCGGAUUGCGAGUUGAUCUAUUCGGGCCGCUACUCACCCAACAUGCUCGCCGCCGCGGUGGCGGUGGUUGCCGGCUGCAUGGUACACUACUGCAAGGAGCACGCGGGUGAUGGCAAUGACAACACCUCAGAAUGCUUGCUGCUCUUCGCCUUCUCCCAGGGUAUCCAGAACGGCAUCACCCGAAGGUGCUUGUCCCUGCCCAUCUGCACCACGCACUUCACAGGCUACUUGACGGACGUGGGCACCGGCUUCGGCGCUUGGGCUCGCGCCGUGAUGAAUGGCGAGAACCCACCCACCUUGCUGAAGGUGCUGCUCUUCGCUGCGGGGAUCCUGUUCUUCGGCCUGGGCGGAGUGGCCGCCAAGGAGCUUCACGGACCUUACAACAUGCAGGUGACGCAUGAAGCGGUUUCGUUUCGGUUUCGGUUUUCUCUCCGCCCAAAACGACGUGGUGGAAGGAGUCCGCGGCGUUUAUGUUGGUCGAAUGUUUUCAAGACACCGACGCGUAUAUUUACAUCGGGACAGUUGUUUGGCCGGGUCUGA
Molecule: messenger RNA, 672 nt
Organism: Durusdinium trenchii
Lineage: Eukaryota; Dinophyceae; Suessiales; Symbiodiniaceae
Source: the annotation of a GenBank genome assembly